This is a messenger RNA of Didymodactylos carnosus, 540 nucleotides long. The record is from the annotation of a GenBank genome assembly. Lineage: Eukaryota; Metazoa; Rotifera; Eurotatoria; Philodinida; Philodinidae.
AUGGGGCUAGUACUGUCGUCGUUAAGUGGACUUGAAUUACCGAUACUGGGGUAUGUUGCUGCAAAAUUAUAUUCGAUCCUAAGUUCUCCGAAUGAACAAACUCAGUUGAGAUUGAUGACAAUUAUAUUACUUAUUGUCGGUAUCGGAGGCUCUCUAUCUCAGUUUUUUGUCAAUCUUGCUUUUACAAAAUCUGGCUGUGAAUUAACACUACGGAUUCGAUCAAUGAGUUUCAAAUCGAUGUUACGACAAGAAAUUGCUUGGCACGACGAGGAGGCCCAUAGCGCCGGAAUCUUAACGACCCAAUUGUCAUCGGAUGCAUCAGCAUUAGAGAGUUUCGCCGGAGAACGUAUCGGUAUUAUUAUGAAAUCAAUUACUGCGCUCGUUGCCGCGCUGAUUGUGACGUUUAUUGUCAGUUGGAAACUUUCAUUAGUUGCACUGGUGUUUAUCCCAUGGAUGGUAAUUGGCGGAAUGUUUUUAAACGAACGAAAUAACGAAAAUCGAUCGAUGACUGCCGAUGUGCAAGGUGGACAGGUAUUGUAG